GAAAUGCGCAUCGCACGUGUCUCCUGUUAUCAGUUAUGAUUAUUCAUAAUGCAAGUGCGAGUGAUAAGAAUUAUUUUAGUAACUAGUGAGUAGUGGUUAAUAAAAUUCCCAAAACAGCACCACCGAUGUAAACAUUUACCGCAGGCAUUUCAAUGUCCACAGUCACACCUAAGUUUGAGUUAUGGCCCUACGAACUACUGCUCAGUCCCCCAACUCCAUCACAAUCGACGAAGCGCACUUGGGGCUGGUCCCCACGAACAAGCUCGCUCUAGAUAUUCCAGCGUACUGGCACAAGUUCAUAAUUAGUAACGUUCACGGCUUGAAGCGCAACGACGUGCUAAAAAUACUCUUUGAUUACCUGAAACCGCUAGAGUUUAUUCCGCUGUGUUACACUGAAGACGCUGAAGGGGCUUUUUUCUUCGCUCGGAUGUGCGCAGACCCUGUCGAAAAAUUCUGCAGUGACAAGCUCACCAUACCCAACCCGUCCGACGAAACCCAGCCUUUCAAACUGACAAUCGUCCUCAAAUAUUCCAGCACCAAUAUGGUGAAAGUCGACUUGACGGAAAACCUGUUGAGCGUGCUGCAAAAACGCUUCAAAAACAAAAAUCUGUGUCUAGAUAAGUUUCACGACGACGCAGACUUGAGCGAAUUUUUUUUCUUGUCGCAGCCCAAAUUGCUAGCUUUUGUUUUAAACGUGGCGAAAAAUUUGAAACCUGGGGGUAUCAAGUUGAGUAAUAACGAAAUCGAGACUUUGGACGCGUUCCAAAUUAUGCGCUCUGGGAGCAUCACGUCUUUGGAUUUGAGGCAAAACUUGCUCAGAGAUCUAGCCGAAUUGGAGUAUUUGCAGCAUUUUAAUUUGACUGAACUGUGGCUGGAAGGGAACCCUCUGUGUGAUUUGUACGACGAGUACAACUACGUCCAACAAGUGAUUAAGUAUUGCCCCAAAAUCGAAAAACUUGACGGUUUUUUGCUUAGACAGAACGGGGUUCCGUCGUUUAGGAGGAAUUUCUUGUGCGACGUGUCGGCGUACGAAGUCGUAAACCACUUUCUAGAGCGAUAUUUCCCGACGUACGAUUCUAAAAAUUUCAUCAAACUGGAGACGUUCUACCAAAAAGAUGCCUUAUUUUCGUUGACUGCCGAUUUCUUCCACAAACAGCUGUCUUCCCCUAGCUCCCAGGUGUUCGCGUACAAAAUUUAUUCCCGGAAUUUGCUGCUCCCGCCUCACGAUAGUACAAGAAAUUUGUAUAUAGGUAGUACCGAAAUUAUGAGACUGUUUAAUAUUUUACCGCGGUCGGAGCACGACCCGUAUUCUUUCACGGUGGACGUUUUAUACCACACGCACAAAUGUAUUACUUUGGUUGUGACCGGAGUCUUCCGGGAGAUCCCCAACACGGAACGAAUGUUGGGCUUCAAUCGAUACUUCGUUCUGGAGUGUCGCGACUACACCUAUCGCAUCGCCAACGAACAAAUGCACGUUUUCAAUGCUCUCACGUCGCAACAGAUCAGUGCGUUCAAAAAACCGAGUAUUUUCCAAGAAGCGCGAAGUCCAUUUCAGCGGAGUCAGAUGGUCGACACCUUCGCGAUUAUCACAAAUCUUACCAAAGACUGGGCCAAAAUGUUUCUAGAAGAGUGCCAUUACAACCUGAAGCACGCCAUGUUGCUUUUCGUUGAUAUGUACAAAGGUGAUAAAAUCCCGUUGAGGGGAUUUAAGAAUGCGGAUGAAGCAUGACAGUAUUAUUGUUGAUUUGGAUUGUUUGAAGAUAUUGUUUAUUGCAAUAAAUGUUUCUGUCGUU
Messenger RNA from Zophobas morio, 1793 nucleotides. RefSeq names its product nuclear RNA export factor 2-like. The record is from RefSeq and is a predicted model, not a curated record. Gene Ontology annotation, molecular function: RNA binding; protein binding. Lineage: Eukaryota; Metazoa; Arthropoda; Insecta; Coleoptera; Tenebrionidae. The coding region runs from base 182 to 1729 and encodes 515 amino acids. Gene Ontology annotation, cellular component: nucleus. The transcript is spliced from 9 exons. Gene Ontology annotation, biological process: poly(A)+ mRNA export from nucleus.